Molecule: messenger RNA, 3656 nt
Organism: Marchantia polymorpha subsp. ruderalis
Lineage: Eukaryota; Viridiplantae; Streptophyta; Marchantiopsida; Marchantiales; Marchantiaceae
Source: the annotation of a GenBank genome assembly
ACGGGCCAGAGAGCUAACGCAUCGUGCGUCGACGAGCGGGCGUUGAUUUUCGGGCCCACUUUCGUCGCUCUGAUUUUGAGUCUGUAGCUAUCGGGAGCUAUCGGGAGGUUGGUUCCGAUUGGAUUUCAGCCACAGGCCCGGCUGCGGGGCGGACCUUCUUCGUGGUUGUCAGAUCAGAGACUCGCGAACAGACGGACAGAGUUUUGAAACGGAGAUCUGACUCGGGGUUCGGAGCCGAGUCGGCGAAUUCUGGUGACGCUGUAUGCUGAAUUCGGUGUUCUGCAGCCCGGGUUUCGCAUUGCGACGUGGAGCUCUCGUGAAAGCCAACGCACCCUGUCGGGGGUGUGAUUAUGGUGUAGAAUCAUGUGCUCCUGGACCAAUCCGUCGACUGGGAAAUUCAAGGGUAUAGGAGGCGUUGUUCUCCCAGAUGAGGCUAUUGAAGAAGAUGAUGAUCCUGAAGACCAGGUCGUGUACCGCUACGAUCGACCAAGUGACUUACUCGGUCUUUAUCAGCAACGACAUCAGGCCAAAGGGCAAGGAUCUGCCCACGGGAUAAUUAGCAAGGAAAAAAGGAAACCUCCUCAGAAGUCCGAAAAAAAUCUGGUGCCCCCAUCUGCAGUUGAAGAAGCAGCCUGGGCCUCAUUAACGCAAGCUGAUAGUCACUGGAGAAUCUCUAGUCAGCACCUUCGAGGGAAAGAACAGGAUGAUAUUUCUUAUGGACACGUGGAUUUCACAGAAGAGCUUCAGGCCAAUAGUUCAACCCUUGAUAAACCGGCAACUGCAGGCGUUCAGGCUGAACUACGUGAUUAUCCACCUCGGAAAAGUGGCUGGUCUGAAGCUUUGGAGCAGCUGAUUGGACAGGAGAUCGAAGACAGGCCAGCACAAACAGAUUUACAGGGUGCACAGGCUCCUAAAACUGGAGAAGGUCAUUCUCGUCAAACAGCUGUUGAGCCGGAUGCCCAUGCAGCUUCCACUCUUGGACAGUCAUCAAUACUACAGACUGAUCGAAGGAGUGAUUACUCUAGUUCUUCAAAAGGAAAGCCAAAGCAACAGAAUGUUCAAAGAUUCCGUAUAAACAGUCUGAAAGUUUCCCAUCCAGUUCUCAAGGAUGGUGCUCCUGUCCCAAUUGCUCAACGGCUUCAACAACUUGUUGACGAGAACUCCUGCCAAGACACUGGACCACAUCAAGUCCGUGGAUCGAGUCACAGUGCCGCGUCUUUGACAAUUGCUGAGAAGUUUCAGUUUUUAGUAGAAGACAGUAAGCAGUUCACGGGGACGAACGUGAGAAGACAGUCACCAUCCCGUUCAAGAAAAUCAGUCGCUUCGGCCCAAAUUAGGUCAGCUAUACAAGACGACAUUGUGGAUUUUACCGAUGCUGAUGGAGAUGACAUCUGUGUUCAGGCGAGCUCAAGAUGUUUUGAGAAUUUAGCACGGAGAAGCAGGUCCGCUCGCAAUGUAGAAAAGAGCCAAUCAGCUUAUAAAGAUGAACCAUUGGAGGAUAUUGACAAUGACGAAAUUUUUAGUGCUCAGGAGCCCAGCACAUCGAAGUCCGUCUCAGUAGCUCCAUCUACUGCACCGACAAGUAUCUCGGAGCGCUUUCGUGAUGCUCUGUCAUCUGCACCUCUCGAAACAACCAACACAAACAGCUUUGGUUUGUCAGCACGUUUGCAAACGGUUCUGUUGGCGCAAAAGAGCAAGCAGAUGUUCUUCACGAAAUCUUUGCAAAGAAAGCAACAAGUGGAGAAUCUUGCUCUUUGUCUAGAAGUGGUAAUUCGAGGAAGCAUCGAGGAAGCACAACUUACAACAUGCCGCUGUGAAGUCUUACGCUCUCCAGAGGAUUGGGACAAUGAGAGUCACCAUAAACACGGUGUUGCAAACGGCACCGAGAAACCGUUAAGUGUCGACAUAAUAUUUUCGAAGAUCAGCUCUGCGCUGGAGCUUCAAGUUGGGCAAGUCGUUCGGAUCCACCCACCAUGGCAGGACGUUCCCCGAGCCGGACUAGCGUCGAGAUUGAUUAUCUGCACGUUCUUCUGCGAGUUGCUGCAAUAGAAUUCGACUUCUUGCCAGCUGAUCAAUAUCUUUGCAGAGCCCAGUUACUGGCGUUGACUUGAUGUACACAAGAGGUGUACCGUCGGUUAUAAAAGCCUUGCGGAUGCCAUUACUGACCAUUUUGACGGUCUAGUAGUGCUGUCGAGUCUUUAGAUUAAACGUGUCGUUCACAAGGUACGUGUGCCUGUCGACAAGUUGUCAAGUUUGCGUUGUUGAAGGGUACAGAACUUCCGGCAGCCACUGUUCAGUAUCGACUUCAGAGACUGGAAUCUGAGGUAGAGGGCUCUUGCCACGUCGUAUGAACUGUUCAGUGUACAGUAUGUGAAUGUAUAUUUUACUGGAGGUGUAAAGCCAUUCAACAUACAUCUGGUGACUGUUGGCAUGAAGGUGAGAGAAACUGUGCACAGUUGACCGGUGGGAGUUUAGAAUUUUGGAGUGCUGAAUUGUUGCAUGUUUCUUCUUUUCCCGCAAUUUCAAUGAUGGCGAAGUGCUGCAUUCAAUUGGCGACCUGUCGUGUCGACUGCGAGCGUGUGUGUGUGAGGGAGGGAGAGAGGGAGAGAGAGAGAGAAAGCCGAGGUUGCAUGUGCCGGAAUUCCCUGUGGCAAGGACACGCAAUCAGCAGAACUCAUUGCCAUUACGUGCAGUACAUGUCCUAUAUGACUGCAUGUGAGCCUACAGGCAGUGCUUGACAACAUUCCACAAGUUCCGAUCAACAAAUGCUCGAGCUUUUAUGAGAUGAUGUGGAAGAACCCAGCAGGGUCAAGUCUUUCCCGCCUGUAUGCAGCUUGACAAUCAUGAGCAGUAGUCGGAUCAAAAGGAGUAAGAAGUACCGGGACGUUCCACCUCACCCCUAGGCCGCCAGCACCUUGGGACCCAUUGUACUGCAAUUUCACGGUAUGGCAUCGAUGUACUUUUGAAAGGUCAAGUACAUAAGUUGUACCUCCGAGGAACGGAGGAAUGAUUCGAGACAUGGAACUCAAGCAUCACAAAAGAGUUCAGCAGUGUCGGACCCCGAAGGACCUUUUGUUGGUAGUGGUAAAGGAGGAGACCUGCUGCAAGAAAAGCUGGGAGACUCAACCAAGUGAAAACGCAUCACGAUCUAAACGAACAGAAACCAUGAAACCUUUCCCUACGAAGAAGGAAAUGGGAAAAGGUAAGGAGAAGCAGCCGCUCGCGCCGACUUUACGUGAAAAUGUCGUCGAUGAUUCCACGUCAUCAGUCUGUUUUGGGCGAUGAGAAUGCAUUCUCGAAGACUGGGAGUGUUGAGGACAUUAUUAGGUUCAUGGGUUUCAACACGAAACAGAAAAGAAGUACCUACGAGGCCACAAGACUACGCCUCUAAGUACCUGACAGUGAGGUCCACUUAGUUUAAACCGAGGAUCGAACAGGGCCUUAAGCUGGUCAUAGCAAGUCUUCAGCGCCUCUUUCCUUGGAGCAAUGUUGUGAAUUUUAGUUGGAGUAGAGCACUUAAAUGCAUAUUGUGUACCAGAAACGAUGGAACGCAAACACCACCUGCCCGGUGUCUGCGCAGCUGAAAGUGCAUUUGCUUGGGAGAGCAUCUAGCGCCAAGAAGAAUGCAUGGGAGCAUACGGGAGUCGUAACAUUCA